Messenger RNA from Passer domesticus (house sparrow), 1909 nucleotides. RefSeq names its product lysyl oxidase like 1 (gene LOXL1). Bases 2 to 1798 code for a protein of 598 amino acids. The record is from RefSeq and is a predicted model, not a curated record. The transcript has 7 exons. Gene Ontology annotation, biological process: collagen fibril organization; peptidyl-lysine oxidation. Gene Ontology annotation, molecular function: copper ion binding; protein-lysine 6-oxidase activity. NCBI's taxonomy places the organism in Eukaryota, Metazoa, Chordata, Aves, Passeriformes, Passeridae.
GAUGGCGGCGGGGCUGUGGCGGCGCGGGGCGCUCUGGGCCGCGCUGCUGCUGCUGGCGGCGGCGCAGGAGCCGUGGCGGCAGCUGAUCCAGUGGGAGAACAACGGGCGGCUCUACAGCCUGCUCAACAGCGGCGCCGAGUUCGUGCCCGCCGGGCAGGAGCGGCCCGCGGGCAGCCGCCUGUGGCUGGCGGGCACGGCGGGCACCGCGGGCAGCGCGGGCAGCGUCCGCCGCCAGGCGCCCGCCUCGGGGACGGUGCGGGGACAGGCGCGACAUCCCUUCGGCUUCGGCCAGGUGCCGCCCAACUGGCGGGACGGAGCGCUGGGCGACGGCGCGGGGGGACAGCGGCGACAGGCGGCGCGCGGGCGGCAGGGGGUGGCCGUGUCGUCCUUCGCCUUCGCCUCGGCGGGACAGCCGCCCUUUGUCGCCGCGGGGGUGGCGACGCACGGAGAGGGCGCCGAGGGUGUCCCCGCGUCGCGGGGAACAGCGAUGGGGACAGGGAUAGGGACAGGGAUGGGGACACCUCUGGGGACAGGGAUAGGGACAGGAAUGGGGACACCGAUAAGGACACCUGUAGGGACAGGGAUGGGGACACCUCUGGGGACAGGAAUAGGGACACCUAUAGAGACAGGGAUAGGGACACCGAUAAGGACAGGGACACCUAUAGGGACAGGUAUAGGGACAGGAAUGGGGACAGGGAUAGGGACACCUAUAAGGACAGGGACAGGGAUAGGGACAGGAAUGGGGACACCUAUAGGGACAGGGAUAGGGACAGGGAUAGGGACACCUCUAGGGACAGCGAUGGGGACAGAACUGGGGACAGGGACGGGGACAGGGCCGGGAGCCGCGUUCCCGCUGCAGCCCCGCGCGCUGCCCGAGGACUUCGGGGAGGAGCCGCAGCCCUACGGAGCCGCGGGGGUGCCGCUGGAUCGCCGCUACUCGCACAGCCUGUACCACGACGGCGAUGCCGAGGCGCAAACCGGGAUGGGAUCCAUGGAAAAUCUGGGAUUUGGGGCGCAGUUCCCGCCCCGCGAGGCGCAGCCGCCGUUCCGGGCGCCCGAAUCCUUUGGGGUCGCUCAUCCCGAGCCCUUCGCUCCCGAAAUUCCUCAGGCCGUGCCCGACAGCCAAGCCCGGCUCAGCGUGGGCAGCGUCUACAGGCCCAGCUUUGGGGCCAGGGGGCUCCCGGACCUGGUCCCGGACCCCAACUACGUGCAGGCCUCGACGUACGUGCAGAGAGCGCACCUGUACUCGCUGCGCUGCGCCGCCGAGGAGCGCUGCCUGGCCAGCACGGCGUACGCGGCCGAGGCCACCGACUACGACGUGCGGGUGCUGCUGCGCUUCCCGCAGCGCGUCAAGAACCAGGGCACGGCCGACUUCCUGCCCAGCCAGCCCCGCCACCGCUGGCAGUGGCACAGCUGCCACCAGCACUACCACAGCAUGGCGGAGUUCAGCCACUACGACCUGCUGGAUGUCACCUCGGGCCGCCGGGUGGCCGAGGGACACAAGGCCAGCUUCUGCCUGGAGGACACCACCUGCGACUUCGGCCACCUCAAGCGCUACGCCUGCACCGCCCACACCCAGGGGCUCUCCCCGGGCUGUUACGACACCUACAACGCCGACAUCGACUGCCAGUGGAUCGACAUCACCGACGUCCCGCCCGGCAACUACGUCCUCAAGGUCCAGGUCAAUCCCAAGUAUUUGGUGCUGGAGUCGGAUUUCACCAACAACGUCGUGCGCUGCCACAUCCACUACACCGGGCGCUUCGUGUCGGCCUCCAACUGCCGCAUCGGCCAAUCCUGACGGCAGCCGAAGCCCCGGAGCGUCGCCCGUCCCCUUUCCCGGGAAGUUCCCGAGGUGGCUCCGCGGCGUUCCCAAAGUUCCCCCUUUUCCCAAUAAAAAGCGGGGAAGCCA